AUGCCGCUCCUUCAAAUUGUGGUACUACAAACCCAUCUCAAAAAAGGCACUCUGUCGAUGGUCAGUCAUCACAACAUGCACGCCCUCAUCCAUCUUCUCAACCGCCACAUCGAACUCGGGCUGGAAAAUGGCCGUGGAGCGAGCUGCUGCGCUAGCUUGAAAUUGCCUGACCCACGCUUGUCACGCAGUGAGCAGCUUUCGCGGGCGAUUUCGUCACACUUGCCUCUACCUCCAUUUGCAAGCGGCGAUCGACAACCACGUCCUGUUUCGGGGGAAUGGCGGAAACGAUCUUCGGGCAGUACAACCAGUGUGGACGGAAUCCAUUCUACGCCGCAGCGGAGGGCAAGCGGUGGAUCAGUAAAUGCAUCUGCGAAUCGUUCACUUACUGCCUCACUAUCCGAAGAGCGGCCUCCACAUUCACAUGGCCCAUUUUCCGGGCACCCUAACGUGCCGACGCAUGCUACUGUUUCAAGAAGUUCUAGUAGUAGUGGUGCAAGUGGCGGGUUGGACAGCGACGCACAAUUAUCACCGGAUGCAGCUCCUCUUCCUCCACCACCACCGUCAGCUUUGGAUCUGCUUUGUGAGCCAGAUGAUGUUCCAAUUCUAGCUGAUGGCUGGAGCGGGGUGUGUUUUUUCCCAGAGUUUGCGUCUUAUUUCCAACAGGUUCGCUCUUCUUUAAUGAAGUGAUU
Strongylus vulgaris is the source of this 689-nucleotide messenger RNA. Lineage: Eukaryota; Metazoa; Nematoda; Chromadorea; Rhabditida; Strongylidae. The record is from the annotation of a GenBank genome assembly.